Messenger RNA from Suillus fuscotomentosus, 972 nucleotides. Its product is annotated as glycoside hydrolase family 16 protein. Gene Ontology annotation, molecular function: hydrolase activity, hydrolyzing O-glycosyl compounds. The transcript is spliced from 6 exons. Bases 1 to 972 code for a protein of 323 amino acids. Lineage: Eukaryota; Fungi; Basidiomycota; Agaricomycetes; Boletales; Suillaceae. Gene Ontology annotation, biological process: glucan catabolic process. The record is from RefSeq and is a predicted model, not a curated record.
AUGCGCUCUCUCUCCAAGUUGUUUCUAGCGGCUCUCUCAUUUACCAUCCUGGUUGAUGGUAGCCAUCACUGGUACUCGCAUCAUUACCCCACUGCUGCUCACAGACAACUUAUCGGCAAAACCUACAUGAUACAAGACUUUUAUCGAGGGGAAGAUUUCUUCAAGGACGUAUCACCUAUCUAUGACUGGAUUUUCGCCAUUGGCGCGGACCCCACUGGUGGAAAUGUCAUCUACCAAGGCCAGUCGGAUGCGCGGUCCAAGAGACUUGCGUAUGUCGAUGACUGCGAUAACUCGUUUAUCCUUGCAGUUGAUUCAACCAGCACUGUUCCUGCCGGCGGUCAGCGUGCCUCUGUUCGUAUCACAUCUCAGAAGAGCUACAACGGCGGUCUCUUCGUCUUUGACGCUUCCUACAUGCCUGUAGGUUGUUCGACGUGGCCUAGUUUCUGGACCGUUGGACCACACUGGCCCAUGGCAGGUGAAAUCGACAUCGUCGAGGGUGUGAAUAAUCAGGGCACAAACCAGAUGACGCUUCAUACCGGCACGAACCAAACUUGCACUAACGAGAUAACAAAUAGUACCCAUCAGUUUUCAGGCAAAAUUGUAGCAACCGACUGUUUCAGUACCACACACGCGGACUCAGGCUGCAGCAUCGAGGACACGGACACAAGCUCUUUUGCGUAUGGUUUCAACAAUGCAGAAGGUGGUGUCUUUGCACUUUUGUGGGACAAUUCCGCUGGCAUGCCUUCUACAUGGGGCAUACCAGCUGGAUUCUGGUCUUCACAAACCUGCGACAUCACGGCCAACUUCUACGAGCACCAGAUGGUCAUUGACACUACUAUCUGUGGCGAUUGGGCUGGUGGUCGUAUCUACGCCCAAUCCGGAUGCCCAGGAACGUGUUCAGAUAUGGUCGCCAAUGCUACGAACUACGUUGAUGCCAAGUGGGUCAUUAAUUACGUCGCCGUCUACCAGUAG